AUGGCCCUUGGCUCAGAGGAUUCCUCGCUGACGCAGUUUACCACCGGAGAGUACGGGCUGUUUCAACCCCGUGCUAUGAAAUGCCUCGCACGCAUUCUCUUUUGCUCUGGAGCACGGGUGGUGCUGUCAGGUGCAUGGCGCGCGUUGCCUGGAGGCCGGCAGGCAGUCGACCUGGUACUUCGUAGAUGGGGGCUGCUUCCCGUGUAUUCGGUCACACCUGGAGAAGGUGCAGAUAGACGAGUUGAGCAUAUUUGGACUUGGCUAUCAGAGCAUCGCGACAAAGUGGAGGGUUAUGCUGUGGUGGAUGACAUGGAUCUGUCACUGGACUCCACGAGCUUGCAUAGUCAGCCAUCCCUCAUUGCAGCCCACUUCGUGCGAACACCUGGCACUGUAGGACUAUCAUCUGGCCAUGUCUCACGGUUGCUGGCAAAGCUGCAGAAGGAGCCGACCCUGCCAAAGGCCGAGGACUCUACAGGAAUCGCAGCUUUACUGCCUUCUCUUCCGAAGCCUCGAACAGGAGCACCACGGGCAAACACUGCGCACACUUUGCCGGAGGAGGGGCACCAAAAAGAGCGCUCCUGGCGUGCUCGAGCAAGAACUUGCAGGAGGGGUGACGUCUUGGCUGCUCAUUCAUGGGCAACGUUGGCUUUGCAUUUCAAUGUCCAGGGAGUUCGUCUCCUUAGAAGCUUGCUGUUGGCACCAGUUGUACUGGUGAGCUCGGCUAAGCAACAUCUCCGCCAAGGUGCCUUGGCGUCCCAGAACUUGAAAGGAGGUGCAGCUUCAAGCGAUCUGGCCGCCUCUGCUCUGGAGUAA
This is a messenger RNA of Symbiodinium necroappetens, 813 nucleotides long. NCBI's taxonomy places the organism in Eukaryota, Dinophyceae, Suessiales, Symbiodiniaceae. The record is from the annotation of a GenBank genome assembly.